UAUAUAAUUUAAUUUCAUACAAAUUGAAGCUUUUGAUUGGAUUAGCCAGUCACAUGACAGUGUUUUAUAUUGUAUAAAGAAUGUUGCCUAUGGGGCCACGCCCCCUUGACAACAAUGAGCCGGAACUACUUUUAUCAUUACUUCCUGUUUACAUUAGAGAUCAUAUAAUACACAUUAUAUACAAUCUUAAACCUUGAAAAAUAAAUAUCAUAAAAAAAAUGUUUGUAUUGUUCAUUUAAACAAUUAAGACAAGGUUUAUACCAAAUAUAUUAUUGAGACAAAAUUCAGAUGGAACUAUAGUUGUUUGGUUUGUUGUCGUCUGCUUAUAAACAACAUGGCAGAUUUUGAGAUGCUGGGUGUAGGGGAGACUAUAGAGAUUAUAGAUAUUGAUUGGGACACACUGCACCAAUUACUGGAUGGUGAAUUUGAUGUCUCAACAUCAACAAAUGAAGCAGAGGAGGAGCUUGAGAGGGUUUUAAGCCCUAUAAAAACAGAAGAAACAAUGUUGCAAGAGCCAUCCUAUAGCAAGAGAUUUAAAUCUGUCAGUGAUGCAGAAAUUCAGGAUCUUAAAGAAAGAAGACAGUCAAAAGCCACAAAAUCUAACACUAAGUGGGGAUUAAAUUUUUUUCAAGAAUGGAGUGUUGAGGCUCUUGGGCAGCCAACCAACUUUCAUUCAAUUUCUGCACCUGAGCUCAAUAGCCAUCUUGAAAAGUUCUAUGCAGAGGCUGCAUCAAGGCCAAAUGAAAAAAGAUCUCAAUCUAUGACCAAACAACAAGCGUCCGAAUAUCAUAACAAUACAUUCAAAAGCAUAAGAUCAGCAUUAAACCGUCACAUUCAUGAUAUUGGACGACAAUUUGAUAUCGUAUGUGACCGAGAAUUUAGAGAAAGUAACAAUGUUUUAGAUGGAAAACUAAAGAAAAACCUACAAGAUGGCCUCUCACGACCAAUCAAACACAAAGAAAUCAUUCCUAUACUAACAGGACCUAGCCAAAAUUUCUGCCUAUGUUUUCGGGGAACCAACACCAAUCUCUUUAAGAUUCCGAAUCUGGUUACUUAUUGCAAUUCAAUUUAUUAG
This is a messenger RNA of Magallana angulata, 1075 nucleotides long. RefSeq lists its product as uncharacterized. NCBI's taxonomy places the organism in Eukaryota, Metazoa, Mollusca, Bivalvia, Ostreida, Ostreidae. The transcript has 2 exons. The record is from RefSeq and is a predicted model, not a curated record. The coding region runs from base 335 to 1075 and encodes 246 amino acids.